Messenger RNA from Amaranthus tricolor (Joseph's coat), 900 nucleotides. RefSeq lists its product as uncharacterized. The record is from RefSeq and is a predicted model, not a curated record. Gene Ontology annotation, cellular component: nucleus. Gene Ontology annotation, biological process: chromatin remodeling. The transcript is spliced from 3 exons. NCBI's taxonomy places the organism in Eukaryota, Viridiplantae, Streptophyta, Magnoliopsida, Caryophyllales, Amaranthaceae. Bases 1 to 900 code for a protein of 299 amino acids.
AUGAUUGUCACUUUUGAAAAAUGUGUGCCAACAAAGUUGGAACACAAGAAAAUGUCUGUAGUAGCUGAAUAUAGAGCUAGGAAGACAUCAAGGUCACCUGAAGUCAAGUCCAAGGAGAAGGGGAUCCAUGUAGCAUGUGUUCAAGAGACUAGGUGGAAGGGGCAAAAAGCAAAAGGUAUAAAGGGAUAUAAGUUGUGGUAUACAGGCUUGGACAGCAGACGUAUCGGGGUUGACAUCUUAGUGUCGAAUGAUAUCCCGAAGCAAUUGGUUGAAGUAAGGAGGUGUAGUGACAGGAUUAUGUUAGUUAGGAUAGUAGUGGGGGAAGAGAUAACAUCCAUUGUCAGUGCGCACGGGCCCCAAAUGGGGCUUGAUGAGCAGGUGAAGUGCGAGUUCUGGGAUAACCUAGGAGACCUCAUAAGAACUAUCCCGCACGAUGAGAAAGUUUUUGCAGGAGGAGACUUUAAUGGACACAUAGGCAGAGAUGCAGGUAACUUUAACUCAGCUCAUGGAGGGUUUGGUUUAGGGGCAAGGAACGAGAGUGGGGAGAAUUUACUGGAGUUUGCGCUAGCAAAAGAUUUGGUCAUAGCAAACUCGAUCUUUAGAAAAAAAGAGGAGAAUUUGACCACUUAUAAGAGCGGUGGCCAUGCAACCCAAGUUGAUUAUUUCUUAGUGCGCAAGGGAAAUCGGGCCUCAUGCUUGGACUUUAAGGUGGUGUUGGGUACAGAGAUGCCCACCCAACACAGGCUUCUAAUACUGGUUUUCAGGAUGAGGAAGAAAAUAACAGAAAAGAAGGUCAAGUCCAAGGGAAAGAUCAUAUGGGAGAGACUCAAAGGAGAUAAGGUCACAACCCUGGCAAGCAAGAUAAGUGGGCUUCUCAAACCAGUCAGAGGAUGCGAAUGA